GCAAGGAGGCUCUGGAGCUAUGUGGUCUCCGAGCUGCCCAUGGAGGACACACACAAUAACGCAUGACUGUUUUCAGAGAAAAUUAGCUCACCGUCUCCCCUUUUUUCAACUCGUUGCAGUGAGGUUUGUGCGCUCUGAACAAGGUUUGCUUCAAGAAAGCCUUUCAGCAUGACAGAACAUGACAUUCCAAAUCCAUCAGUGGCCGCCUCUGAGAAAUUGAAUAUUUGUCAUUUCCAUUAGACUGUACUUUAAUUAUGGACACAAUUAGACAACCCAUGGCAGUGUCCCUCUCUCUGACUUUCUGCCAAGGAACUCUGUGAUUGGUGGAUCGUUGUCAAGUGUCACCUCAUUUACUUAUGAACUGGAAGAGCAGGUUAUGCGGCAGGGAGGCUUUCAUCCUCUGCAUCAGGAGGAGCAGAAAAAGGGAUGUAGCUGUACUAAUUAGAGUAACAGAUGUGUCAUGAGUGUUAUCGCUCUUCAAGGCAUUUAGAAACGUGAUGCACCCAACAGUUUACAAUGGACCCCGCUGAGAACUCCAGUGUUUUUCCUGCAGCAGAUCGAUGUCCCAACUGCAGCUCAUCCUCCCAACAUGAAGUGGAAGUAGCCAAGAUGGUGGUUCUGGGGAUGGUUCUGUUGGUGUUUAUCGUGUUUGGGGUCCUUGGCAACAUCCUUGUCAUCCUGUCGGUGUUGUUCCACCACCACUGGCGCUCUGUGACGCACUACUUUAUCGCCAAUCUGGCCGCCGCAGACCUGCUGCUGAGCUCGGCUGUGAUGCCCUUCUCUGCCACCUCGGAGGCUCUUGGAAGAUGGGUGUUUGGCCGCUUCUUCUGCAGCGUCUGGGCCGCUCUGGACGUCCUCUGCUGCACCGCCUCCAUCCUCAGCCUCUGUGUGAUCUCCAUCGACCGCUACCUGGCAGUUAGCUAUCCUCUGCGCUACCCUGCCAUCGCUACGGGUCGCCGAGGCCUGACGGCGGUGGCUGCUCUCUGGGUUCUCUCUGCGGCUAUAUCUGUGGGCCCUCUGUUCGGCUGGAAGGAACCGGAGCCAGAAGACGAGACAGUGUGCCGGAUCACGGAGGAACCCGUCUAUGCUUUGUUCUCGGCGCUAGGAUCUUUCUACAUCCCUCUAGCCAUCAUCCUGGCCAUGUACUGCCGUGUGUACACUGUGGCAAAGAGAAAGAACGCAACCCUCCGGAAGAGCGGUACGGGAGAAGGGGUUGAGGCAGAAGGGGUGACGCUGAGGAUUCACAGAGGGAACGCUGCUCAGACUGAGAAGCAAGAGGAAAACAAAGGGACCGUGGCACGCAAACGCACCACCUUUUCCCUGCCGAAGAUGCUUAGGUUCUCAAGAGAAGAGAAGGCAGCCAAGACUCUUGGCAUCGUUGUCGGGUGUUUCAUUCUGUGCUGGCUUCCUUUUUUCCUGGUAUUACCCAUUGGAUCCAUCUUCCCGUCCUGUAAGCCUUCUGAAACCAUCUUUAAGAUCACCUUCUGGCUUGGCUACCUGAACAGCUGCCUUAACCCCAUCAUCUACCCCUGCUUCAGCCGGGAGUUCAAGAAAGCUUUCCAAAACGUGCUCCGUGGUCGCUGCCUUCGAACUGGGGCGCCUGCGGUCAAACCACAAGGACACGUCGCCCCCCACUCCUCCAGUCCACACCACCCGUCCCGCAACGCUGAUGUCUCGUGCCAAGACCGCGUCAAUGCUUCCUCAUGGGGCUGCUGCAGGGCACUGUCGACCUCCUCGUCAUCAGUCGCUGGUCCGGAUCAAAGCGCGCAAAUCCAGAGUAAGAGUCUCCUGAAGGCGUGGUGUUUCUCAGCGAGCCAAACGCCGGUGCCCCAGAACCCCUGCAGUCACAGAUCGGCCAAGGUCUUACGCCUUUCUCUCAGUGUGGCAGGAGAAGCUGUUUGAUUGGCCCGCUGAUGCAAUGCCGGGAUCUUUGGGAAUUCAAUAUUUGGUUUGCCUUCUGGAAAAACUUCUGUACAACUUUUGCAUGUAUAUUCAAAUUUCUCAGAGACAUAGAGGGCAGGACUAGGUCAUAAUGUGACAUACCUCAAGCACUGGUAGACGAUAACUGUUGCCUUAAGACCUUAUGUGUCAAAGGAAAUAGGAUUUUAGAAAGUGAAUGAAAACAUGUUUUGUACAGAUUCAUCAACAGCAUUCUGCCCUCAUAGUGCUCUCCAGUGUCAACACGGGAUCAAACCAACAAGAAGACUGGAGAAAGACUUACAGCAAGAUACUUUUGGAAAAAAACAUUUCAUAAUUUCUGCACUUGCCAUUGUACAAUAACUGUAGAGACAUUUCUUUAAACUUUAGUGGUAUUUAUUCAGAAUGCACAGAAGUCCUUAAGGACCAGAUACUCAUGAAUCAUGGCAUUCACUGACAGCUCUUAAAAGGUGUAAUCUGGUGAAAGAUUGUGUGUAUUAUAUAUGUGUCCUUUGUGUUUCUAAAGGGACAAAACACCUGCAGGAUUCGAUGUAAUAAUACCUGUCACAGAAAAGAAAAAACCGUAUGAAUCGUCGGACUGAAGAGAAACAGGAGUAGAUCUUUGAGUGUGGUAUGAAUAACGGUUUGCAGAAGCAACAAAAGCCCUUCGUUGUGCCCCUCUGAAGCUUUCAAUGUUCUUUUUUUGUUGCGGUUUUAUCAAAGUGUGUUGAAUCAACUUUUUAUGUUUGACAUCUUAGCUUGUGGUGUUGUUGAAUAAAUGAAGAGGUGUCAGAUAGUUUUCUCUGGAUCUUUGAGUACUGGUUUUCUGCCCGUGCAGUUUCGUUUUCCUCAGGCAAACAUAUUGUAUUUCUUUAACUGACAUCUGUAUUUGAGCUGACAGACAGCCCUGACUAUUAUCAAAUUAGCUGUCAUGACUAACGUAUAAACAAACAAUUAUCUACUUACAGGCAUCCAGGAGACACAGAGCAACAUAAUAGUCACAUUUGAGUUGUGUUUGUUUCCGCCCAACCUUUACUUUAUCUUUUAAUUGCUAGCAAUUCCUGGAGGGAAUUAACAGGCUCCUUAACUGCUCAAUUUUUACAGUCAGUUUAAUAAUUAAAAAUACAGUUUAUUUAUAGAGCACCUAAUAUAAGAGAUAGCUCAAAGUGUUUAGGAAAAUAUAAAUGCAACAUUAAAACGUCAAUUAGCCAAUAAAAGACAAUAGAUGAUCAGCUUUAAAUGUUUAUUAGGCUGAUUUUCUGGAUAAUAUUUGUAUUUUGUGACAUACUGUACAAGCAAGGCAUGGCAAGUUUAUUUAUCACCUUUCAACACAAGGCAAUUCAAGGUGCUUUACAAAAAUGAAAGAC
Notothenia coriiceps (black rockcod) is the source of this 3284-nucleotide messenger RNA. Its product is annotated as alpha-1A adrenergic receptor-like. Gene Ontology annotation, cellular component: plasma membrane. The transcript has 3 exons. Lineage: Eukaryota; Metazoa; Chordata; Actinopteri; Perciformes; Nototheniidae. Gene Ontology annotation, molecular function: alpha1-adrenergic receptor activity. The record is from RefSeq and is a predicted model, not a curated record. Gene Ontology annotation, biological process: positive regulation of cytosolic calcium ion concentration; adenylate cyclase-activating adrenergic receptor signaling pathway; positive regulation of MAPK cascade. Bases 517 to 1902 code for a protein of 461 amino acids.